Dermatophagoides pteronyssinus (European house dust mite) is the source of this 2351-nucleotide messenger RNA. RefSeq lists its product as uncharacterized. NCBI's taxonomy places the organism in Eukaryota, Metazoa, Arthropoda, Arachnida, Sarcoptiformes, Pyroglyphidae. The record is from RefSeq and is a predicted model, not a curated record.
UUUUGUUUAAACAUUCAAAGUUAAAAAUGAAAAUUUUAUGCAAAUUUAUUUUGCUGCUAUUUGCAGCCAUUAUUGUAUCAUCGGAAUCAAGAUUAUCAUCAUUAAUUAACACUACAGAAUCUAAUCAUCCUAAUCACAAUCAUUAUUAUAAUAAUCAUCGUUUUAAAAAUAAUGAUAAUCAUUAUAUAAUUGAUAAUAAUAAUAAUGAUAAUCUUACAUCUUCAUUGUAUCCGAUGUCGAUAAAUACAACUGAUAUUUCAACGGAUACUAAUUCGACAACAACAACAACAACCCCUACAACAACAAAUCCUGUGAUCAAAGAUCUUGAUAUUGAAGAAUCAAAAAAUCAUAAUAAAAAAAAUAAUAAUGUUAAUGUUCAAAAUCAUUAUUGGAAUGAAACUUUAAUUAAUAAUAAUAAUAAUAAUUCUAAUUCAAAUGAAAAAUGGUCAUCACCAGAUGUUAGUAAACUGUCACCAUUUUCAUUGCAAUCAUCAUCGUCAUCAUCAUAUCCUAAACCGUCAUAUCAUCAUAAUUAUAAUAAUAAUAAUAAUCAUCAUCAUCAACAUCAACAAAAUAAUAACAACCAACAAUCAUCUGAUUAUUAUUCAAAUCAUUAUUGGCCAUCCGUACAGGUUAUAAUCGAAGAUAAUAAUGAAAUCCGAUUGACCAGUAAUAAUAAUAAUAAUCAUCAUCAUCAUAGUGAACAUAAUAAUCAUCAUAAUAAUGAUUAUACGAAACUUUCACAUGAUGAUAACUAUCAACAUUCUAGACAUGAUACAACAAUGAUACCAACUACAGUAAAUAAUGAUGGUUUUGAUAUUGAUGUCAAUAAUCUGGAUCAAAAAAAUCAACCACAAUUUCAUCAUCAACAAAAACAUCAAGAACAAUCAGAAGAAAAUCCAUUUGCUAAUUUUUUCAAAAAUAUUAACCAAGAUUUUCUCAAUGAUUUCAAUUCGAUCGAUUCGAAUGAUAAUCAAAAUGAUCAUUAUCAACAACAACAAUCUAGUGGUAUUAAUAUUGAUCAAUUUCAAUACCUGAAUGAUGAUUUGAAUAAUUCCUUGCAAAAUAGUGAUGAAAAUGAAUCGAAUAAAAAAUUUGUAAAAAGUAUUCAACAUCCAACAAGAUUUUUGGAACCUAAAUUAAUUAGUCCAAGUAAAAUACCCGAUGUUUAUUUGCCUCAACAAGAUUCAUCAUCACCUAAACAACAACAACACCAGGAAUUAGAUAAUUAUGUUGAUUAUGAUGUUCCUAAAAAUGAAUUCACUACCGGUGAUAAAUAUCAAUCUUAUCAUUCACCCGAAAAAUCAUUAAUGGUACCAGUUGGUGAACGUGUGCAUUUUGUUCGUGUUAAUGAUAAAAAUCAGCCACAAUCAUCUAGUAUUGUAAGCAAAUUAGAUUAUAAUAAAAAUGAACCAUAUGAACCAAGUGUUAUUGAAUUACCAAGUAGUCAACCUGUAUUGCCAAUCGUAUUCAAUUUCAAAACAAAAGCAUCACCGGUUAUAGCCAAAACUACACAUAAACCAUCUCCUCAAUCGUCUAGUGUUCAAUAUUUUGAAACACAUGAACCACCACAUUAUCGUGAACAUACCGUACAUAAACCGGUCAUACAAGAUUUUCAUGAAAUUAUCGUACCAUAUCGUGUAUACAUACAGGAAAUACAACCUGUUAAUGAAUUUCAUCAUACAAUAGUUUCAACAACUCCUAAUGAAUCAAAAACUUCAUCAUCAUUACCGAUGAAUCCGUAUAGUUCAUCAUCAUUAUCAUUAUCACAAUCAUCGGCUUCUACAAAAAAUCCAAAUCCUUUUCAAAAUUUCAUUGAUCAACAUCAGUAUAGCCAUCAGUAUCAACGUCCAUAUUCUUAUCAUUCUCAUCAACAACAAAAACGUCCACACUAUCAAUCUUAUAAUCAUUUCAAUCAGCUACCAAUGAAUUACAAUCCAUUUUUAGCGGCAUCACCACCAACUCCUACUAUGGAAAUGACCAAUCAUAUGACCAAAGUGCCUGUUUAUGCACCGAUUGAAUUUAAUCCUAUACAUCAUUCGUCGCAUAAUCAAUGGGGUCAUAAUGAUCAUUUGGUUCCAAUUUUUGGCAAUUCACAACAAAUUCCUUCCGUCAUUGAUUUUUCAACUGCUUCAAAUCUAUUAUCGAAUAAUAUUUAUGCAACAACACAUCAACUAGGAACAGCAACGCCGAAUCAUCAAAAAUCUACAAACCAUAUAAACAAUUUUAAUCAUUUCAAUUUUUAAUUAUUUUUUUCAUCAUAGUUUUUUUUCGAAAAUUUUCAUAUAUUAAUUAUUGUUCUCAUAACAAUUUACAAGAUAAAUGGAAAUUUUCUAUUUUUAAAAAAUUUU